Molecule: messenger RNA, 1104 nt
Organism: Salvia miltiorrhiza (redroot sage)
Lineage: Eukaryota; Viridiplantae; Streptophyta; Magnoliopsida; Lamiales; Lamiaceae
Product: light-induced protein, chloroplastic-like
Exons: 3
Coding region: 41-961 (306 amino acids)
Source: RefSeq, a predicted model, not a curated record
AUUCAAUAUAAGGAGUCGGCAUUAACAGUUUCUUCCGAAAAUGGCAGCUUCCAUGCCUUGUGUAAACAACUUCUUCUCAUGUAAAACCCUCCCACAUUCCUCUGAAAACCUCGUUAAAAAUGCAUCAUCUCCUACUAAACGAACCAGUUUUUCCGCCCUCCCGAUCAGAAAAACGAUGAAGACGAAGCGGAAUUUCAGGGUGAGGGCGGCGAUCGCAAAUGAUGAGCCACCGGUUCGAGGAGUGUCAAUUCUGGAGGAGGAGACGGAAAUUGAGGUACUGAAGAAACAAGUUUUGGAGUCGUUCUGUGGAGCUAACAUGGGUUUGAGCGCCAGUAGCGAAACCAGGGCGGAAAUCGUCGAGUUAAUCACUCACCUUGAGGCCAAAAACCCUAACCCGGCUCCCACUCAGGCUCUCACCCUGCUCAACGGCAAAUGGAUUCUCGCCUACACAUCGUUUCUGGAGUUCUAUCCUCUGUUAUCAAGGGAAGGAGCUUUCCCGCUGGUGAAGGUUGAGGAGAUAUCGCAGACUUUCGACUCCGACAACUUCACUGUCCAGAACUCCAUCGUCUUCUCCGGCCCCCUCGCAACAACUUCACUUACCACUAAUGCCAAGUUUGAAGUUCGAAGUCCCAAGCGUGUGCAGAUUAAGUUGGAGCAAGGCGUUAUUGGGACACCCCAGUUGACGGACUCCGUGGUGUUGCCGGAGAACAUAGAGUUUUUGGGACAGAAUAUCGAUCUGGCGCCGUUCAAAGGCUUGCUCACUUCUCUACGGGACACUGCAUCCUCUGUCGCAAGGUCCAUUUCCAGCCAACCGCCCUUCAAAUUCUCCAUCUCCAGUAGCAGCGCCGACUCGUGGCUGCUCACCACCUACCUAGACCACGAGCUUCGCGUUUCGAGAGGAGAUGGUGGCAGCAUAUUUGUGCUCAUCAAGGAGGCCAGCCCCCUUCUCACUAAAUCCUAGACGAAUGCUUCAUUUUCAGUCAUGCUCGUUCAUCAAUUCUGUCAAAUUCCAAUGCUAUAAGCUUCACCCCACAAAACAACAACAUCAACUUUCCUUUGUGGAUUUAUAUAUGUAUAAUCGACUUAUUUCAUGCUUUCACUUCA